AUGAAGGAGGGCGCCGAGGAGCUGAAAUCCAUCCACACCUGCACAGACUGCCCCUGGUGCCUUCUCUUUCUCGGCAGCUUGGGGGGUCUCGGAGUCCUCUAUGGCUAUGGAGUCACGCACGGCGAGCUCGGAAAGCUCUACCACGGCAUCGACUACCAGGGCCGCAUCUGUGGCCUGGAGGGCCCCGAAGGUGUGCCCGGAAAGCCCUACUUGUUCUGGUGCAUGAACUCAGCCAUGACCGCUGCCGACGUCUCUUUAAAUCUGAAAGACCCGGUCUGCGUCUCCAGCUGCCCCGGCGUCCCAAGCGCCCUGGGCGGGAGCCUUUAUGCCCCCGUCCCCGAAUGCAAGCUGGUCAGUGCAUCGCAACAGAUCAACUCCUACAAGACCAUGAUCAUCAUGAAUCGAUACUGCUUUCCGGACAGCUCGGGGCUCCUGAAGAGCGCCGCCAACUCCCUCGAGUCAGGUCUGACGAGCCAGCACACGGAGCGACUCCUGGAGCAGCUCUCGUCUAUACCGGCAGCGUGGCCGGUGCUGCUCAUCGCCUUCUUCCUGGCCGUCCUUUUGGGGUACAUGUACCUGGUGGCGCUGCGGCACUGCACGGUGCUGCUGAUCUGGCUUGUGAUGGCGCUGUCGGUGGCCGGCUCCGCCUUGUUGGGCUUCUACCUCUGG
Molecule: messenger RNA, 669 nt
Organism: Symbiodinium sp. CCMP2456
Lineage: Eukaryota; Dinophyceae; Suessiales; Symbiodiniaceae
Source: the annotation of a GenBank genome assembly